Messenger RNA from Penicillium atrosanguineum, 5190 nucleotides. RefSeq names its product DNA-directed RNA polymerase II subunit RPB1. Gene Ontology annotation, cellular component: RNA polymerase II, core complex. The coding region runs from base 1 to 5190 and encodes 1729 amino acids. Lineage: Eukaryota; Fungi; Ascomycota; Eurotiomycetes; Eurotiales; Aspergillaceae. The transcript has 5 exons. Gene Ontology annotation, molecular function: DNA binding. Gene Ontology annotation, biological process: transcription by RNA polymerase II. The record is from RefSeq and is a predicted model, not a curated record.
AUGUCGAACGUUUUCUUCCCCUUCUCCAAGGCGCCUUUGCGCACCAUCAAGGAGAUUCAGUUUGGUCUUUUCUCUCCCGAGGAAAUCAAACGCAUGAGUGUGGUCAACAUUCUAUACCCUGAGACUAUGGAUGAACAACGCCAGCGCCCUCGUGCUAACGGUAUCAACGAUCCGCGCCUCGGUACCAUCGACCGCCAGUACAACUGCGAGACUUGUGAAGAGGGACCCAAGGAGUGCCCUGGUCACUUCGGUCAUAUCGAACUCGCUUCACCUGUGUUUCACAUUGGUUUCUUAACAAAGAUCAAGAAAGUUUUGGAGACGGUCUGCCACAACUGUGGAAAGAUCAAAGCCAACACGUCUGAUUCGAAAUUUUUGGAAGCUCUUCGUAUGCGAGACCCGAAACGACGCUUCGAUCAUAUCUGGAGACUUUCCAAGGACGUGCUGGUCUGUGAGGCCGACCCAUCACCCGACGAUGAUGAGUUCGCAAAGGAGUCCCAGAAGGCCAACUUCCACGGUGGCUGCGGUAAUGCUCAGCCCACGGUUCGGAAGGACGGUAUCACUCUCGUAGGCACGUGGAAGCCCAGCAAGGCUAUGAUGGAGGACGAGAUGGCACAGCCCGAGAAGAAGACUAUCACCCCCUUGAUGGCUCUCAACAUCUUCCGAAACAUCUCCCACGAAGACGUCCGCAUCAUGGGUCUGAGCAACGACUACGCUCGUCCCGAAUGGAUGCUCCUCACCGUUCUUCCUGUCCCGCCACCCACCGUCCGCCCCAGUGUUAUGAUGGGAGCCACGAGCGGCUCUCGUGGUGAGGAUGACUUGACCUAUAAACUUGCUGAAAUUGUGCGUGCGAACCAGAACGUUCAGCGCUGCGAAGUGGAGGGUGCCCCCGAGCACGUCAUUCGUGAAUUUGAGUCCUUGUUGCAGUACCACAUCGCCACCUACAUGGAUAACGACAUUGCUGGUCAACCAAAAGCUAUGCAGAAGGGAAAUCGACCAGUGAAGGCUCUUCGAAGCCGUCUUAAGGGUAAGGAAGGUCGUCUGCGACAGAACUUGAUGGGUAAGCGAGUCGAUUUCUCGGCACGUACCGUCAUUACUGGUGAUCCCAACCUGUCCCUUGAGGAGGUUGGAGUUCCCUACUCGACCGCAAAGAUUCUGACCUACCCGGAGGUCGUGACUCCGUACAACAUUGAGAAAUUGCAGUACCUAGUUUCUAACGGCCCUAAUGUGCACCCUGGUGCCCGAUACAUCGUGCGUGACAACGGCGAGCGAAUUGAUCUUCGCCAUGCCAAGCGUGCUGGUGCGCAACAGCUGCUCUACGGCUGGAAGGUCGAGCGUCACAUUGACAACGGCGAUGUCAUUCUGUUCAACCGUCAGCCUUCCCUCCACAAGGAGUCCAUGAUGGGUCACCGUGUUCGCGUCAUGCCUUUCUCGACUUUCCGAAUGAAUCUUUCAGUCACAUCUCCUUAUAACGCCGAUUUCGAUGGUGACGAGAUGAACUUGCACGUCCCGCAGAGUGAGGAGGCCCGCGCAGAGCUUUCUGAGCUUGCUCUCGUUCCAAAGAAUAUCGUCUCUCCUCAGCGUAACGGUCCCCUUAUGGGUAUCGUCCAGGAUACUCUCUGCGGUAUCUACAAGGUUUGCCGUCGUGAUGUCUUCCUCUCCAAGGAUCAGGUCAUGAACAUCAUGCUCUGGGUCCCAGACUGGGAUGGUGCCAUCCCCCCUCCCGCCAUUCUGAAACCUCGCCCGCGUUGGACCGGAAAGCAGAUGAUUAGUAUGGCGUUCCCUACUGGACUCAACCUUCUGCGUAUCGACAAGGACAGCUCGCCACUAUCUGAGAAGUUUAGUCCUCUUAAUGAUGGCGGCCUGCUCAUUCAUGGUGGUCAGCUCUUGUACGGCAUGCUCUCCAAGAAGACCGUCGGCGCUAGCGGCGGCGGUGUCAUUCACACCAUUUUCAACGAGUAUGGACCGGACACUGCUGUGAACUUCUUUAAUGGUGCCCAGAGAAUCGUCAACUACUGGCUUCUGCACAAUGGUUUCAGUAUCGGUAUCGGUGAUACGAUUCCUGAUCGGAACACUAUUGACAAGAUCGAGGAGGCUGUCCGUGAGCGCAAGCGGGAGGUCGAAGAGAUCACUGCUAGCGCUACUGACAAUACCCUUGAGGCUUUGCCUGGUAUGAAUGUCCGUGAAACCUUUGAGAGUAAGGUUUCACGUGCCCUCAACAACGCUCGUGACGAGGCUGGUGCUGCCACCGAGAAGUCUCUGAAGGAUUUGAACAAUGCUAUUCAGAUGGCGCGUUCUGGUUCCAAGGGUUCCACCAUCAACAUUUCCCAGAUGACUGCAGUUGUGGGACAACAGUCCGUGGAAGGAAAGCGUAUUCCAUUUGGUUUCAAGUACCGCACUUUGCCGCACUUUACCAAGGAUGAUUAUUCUCCCGAGUCCCGCGGUUUCGUCGAGAACUCUUACCUCCGUGGUCUGACUCCGACUGAAUUCUUCUUCCACGCCAUGGCUGGUCGUGAGGGUCUGAUUGAUACCGCCGUCAAAACUGCCGAAACUGGUUACAUCCAGCGUAAGCUGGUCAAGGCUCUAGAAGAAGUCAUGGUCAAGUAUGAUGGUACUGUCCGUAACUCUCUUGGUGACGUUAUUCAGUUCAUUUACGGAGAAGAUGGUCUUGAUGGUGCCCACAUUGAGAACCAGCGUGUUGAUAUCAUUCGAUGCUCCGAUGAGAAGCUCCGGGAACGCUUCCGAGUAGAUGUCAUGGAUCCCGAGCGUACCAUCGGCCCUGAGUUGUUGGAGCAAGCCAACGAGAUCGCAGGUGACUCGGAAGUCCAGAGAUACUUCGACGAGGAGUGGGAAGCGAUUGUCAAGGACCGCGACUUCCUGCGCACUGUGGCCAAGGAGGACGAGGAAAUGAUGCAGCUUCCCAUUAAUAUUCAGCGUAUUUUGGAAAUGGCUCGAACCACUUUCAGGAUUCGUGAGGGCACUAUCAGUGAUCUCCACCCUACCGAGGUCAUUCCUCAAGUCCAGGACCUCCUCGAACGCCUGGUGGUUGUCCGUGGUGAUGAUCCAAUUUCGCGCGAGGCCCAGACGAACGCAACUCUGCUGUUUAAGGCUCAGUUGCGUAGCCGUCUUGCUUUCCGCCGUCUGGUUACAGACUACUCUCUGAACAAGCUUGCGUUCCAGCAUGUUCUGGGCGCCAUUGAGAUGCGUUUCGCACGUGCUCAAGCCAACCCUGGCGAGAUGGUUGGCGUUCUUGCAGCACAGUCCAUUGGUGAGCCCGCCACGCAGAUGACUUUGAACACUUUCCACUUUGCUGGUGUGUCGUCUAAGAACGUUACUCUUGGUGUUCCUCGUCUCAAGGAAAUUCUUAACGUUGCCACCAACAUCAAGACCCCGUCUAUGACUGUUUACCAGGAAAGCCACAUGACAGGUGUAAAGGAGGGUGCCAAGUUGUUGCGCAGUGUCGUCGAGCACACCAGCUUGCGCUCUGUUACUGAGGCCACUGAGAUCUACUAUGACCCUGAAAUCCAGUCUACUGUGAUCGAGAACGAUCGGGAUAUGGUCGAGUCCUACUUCAUCAUUCCCGAAGAAGCCGGCGAGGACAUUGCUCACCAGUCCAAGUGGCUGCUCCGUAUUAUCCUCAGUCGACCCCAGCUGCUGGAUAAGGGUCUUACUGUGCAGGAUGUUGCCUCGAAGAUCAAGCAGGCCUACCCUCGGGAUAUCGCUGUCAUUUUCAGUGAUAACAACGCCGACGAGCAGGUCAUCCGUAUUCGUCAGAUCCAGGAUCACAAGGAUGAUGACGAUGAUGAUGUCGAGUACGACGUGACCCUGAAAAAGCUGGAGCAGCACUUGCUCGAUACUCUGACUCUUCGUGGAGUCCCUGGCGUUGAACGUGCUUUCAUCAACGAGAAGAGCAAGGUCCGUGUCCUCGAGGACGGUACUCUUUUCACCAGCAAGUCAGAUCCUCUUUGCAAGGAGUGGGUUCUUGAAACCAGCGGCUCUUCCCUGGCACCGGUCCUUGCAAUUCCUGGUGUUGAUGCUACUCGAACCUACUCCAAUCAGUUCAUCGAGAUUUUCGAGGUCUUCGGUAUUGAGGCUGCCCGUACUGCUGUGCUCCGUGAGUUGACUCAGGUGCUGGCUUUCGACGGUUCCUACGUCAACCACCGUCACUUGGCUCUCCUUGUCGAUGUCAUGACCGUUCGUGGUUACUUGACUCCUGUCACCCGUCACGGUAUCAACCGUGCCGAUAACGGUGCGCUUAUGCGUUGUUCAUUCGAAGAGACCGUGGAAAUUCUACUUGAGGCAGCCGCUUUCGGAGAGUUGGAUGACUGUCGUGGUGUUUCCGAGAACUUGAUUCUGGGACAGAUGGCCCCCGCUGGAACGGGAGAGUUUGAUGUCUAUCUGGAUCAGUCCUUGCUCAACACUGUUGUCUCCAACCCUCGCGGCCCUAUGAUCGACGACAAGGGUAUGGGUCCCACCGGUGCUUCUACCGAGUACGAUACUGGUUCGCCCAUGGCCAGCUCGCCUUCCAUGGUUACUGGAGAUCCGGACGCAAGCUUUUCUCCUAUCCGCCAGCCCGGCGCAGAGACUCCCGGAGGCUUCAGCCACUAUCGUCCAAACCCGGAUGGCUAUGGUGGAUUCAGCCCGGGCGCGCGCAGCCCCGGCGCUUACUCCCCAACCAGCCCCUUCAACACCAGCCCGACGUCUCCUGGCUACUCGCCAACUUCGAGUUACUCGCCUACGUCCCCUGGUAUCGGUUUGACCAGUCCGGGCUUCGUGACUUCUCCUGGUUUCUCGCCUUCAAGCCCGAGCUUCAACCCGACGUCUCCGGCAUACUCGCCCACGUCGCCUGCAUAUGGAGCCUCACCCACGUCUCCAUCUUACUCUCCCACUUCGCCCGGCUUUUCGCCGACUUCGCCAAACUACAGCCCGACGUCCCCAAGCUUCAGCCCCGCUUCCCCGGCUUUCAGCCCGACGUCGCCCAGCUACAGUCCCACGAGCCCAGCUCUUGGUGGCGGCCGGCACUUGUCCCCUACAUCGCCCACUUCACCCAAGUACACUCCAACUUCGCCUGGGUGGUCUCCUACUAGUCCCCAGUCUUACUCCCCGACCUCUCCCAACUUCUCUGGUUCCCCGACGUCACCCGGCUACAGCCCGACUUCUCCGGCUUACAGCCCAACGUCUCCCCGCCAGUGA